GGCGCCCCGUUGGAGGGUGGCGGCGGCAGGGGAGGCGGCGGCGGGGGCGGGGACGGCGCGGGUGGCGGCGAAGGCCCCACAACGCCCGGUUGCGCUUCCACUGGCGCUUGGGCGGGCGGCGGCGGUGGCGGGGGUUGCGCCGGCGGCGGGGCGGGUGCCAGCCGCAGCGCUAUGGGCGCCAAGACCUCCACGAUGGCCGUAUCUGUCCCACUGAGGGGCGUGGUAGCGUUGUCGGUGACCGUCAGCCGAACCUCCCACUUGCCCACCGGCACCUGCAGCCUGGCCGUCGGCCCCUGCGCCUGGAGCCGCGCGGAGGUGGGGGGGUCGACCUGCCGCAGCUCCCACUCGUAG
Molecule: messenger RNA, 351 nt
Organism: Monoraphidium neglectum
Lineage: Eukaryota; Viridiplantae; Chlorophyta; Chlorophyceae; Sphaeropleales; Selenastraceae
Exons: 1
Source: RefSeq, a predicted model, not a curated record